AAAGUCCGUGUGCAGGCUCGUUUCACUUCCCUCAGUUACUCUCCUUUCCAAACACUAUAAUUGUGUUCCCACGCCUGCACAAACAAAACCACAACAAAAGACAGACAGACAGACAGACAGACCCCCUGGAUGGCGCUGGAACUGGGGGUGCUGGGGGUGCGGCAGCACGACUUCCAUCGUAAGCAGGGGUUACAGUUUGGUUCAAUGGCACCCCCACUUUAAAAACUGUUCCACUGCCAGUGCUGGGGACCCCCCUGUGUCUGCCGGUUUUCAUUUCAAUUGAGCUCUCAAUUAUUUAACUAGACCCUUCAUUGAACUGAUCAUUUGCUUAAUAGAAACCUUUUUAAUUGUUUUCGGCUCGUAAACAGUCGCAGAUUUCACGUUCGCUAUCACGCUGUGUAAGCAACAUUGGAUUUGAAGAGGUACGCAGUUUUACUAUUUUUAGACUAAACAAUUACGCACACGUGUGUAUUCAUCAGUACACUCCGGCACAGCACAGUCUCGUGUUGUAGUUUGAACUGCGAUUUCAAUGCUCUGCUUUGCACAGUCUUAUCCCCGAGUGCCGUGGAUAAGGGACAUACUGAAUUCAGGCAUGCGCGUUAAGCAGAUUACUUUACAGCUAUUUGGGGAUCGCAGCCUACACGCAAUGGCCGUUUACUAUUUCUCUCUCGGCUCCUGAAGUUGGCCCAGAAGCUAUGGAGAAAAUGGAGCUCCGGUUCCCCAAGGGAAGCAGCUGGGAAUCGGGACCACAUCAGCGGCUGGGGGAGGAGAGCCUUCCCUGGAGCAACGUGACCAACGGCACGUGGUCCCGAGAGAGUUGGGACGAGGAGGAAGCCCCGGGACUCGCUCUCCGCACCCUGAGCGGCUGCCUCCUCUUCCUCCUCAUCCUCAGCACGCUGCUGGGGAACACGCUGGUGUGCGCGGCAGUCGUCAAAUUCCGCCAUCUGCGUUCCAAGGUCACCAACUUCUUCGUCAUCUCCCUGGCCGUUUCGGACCUGUUGGUGGCCAUUCUGGUCAUGCCCUGGAGGGCAGUCACCGAGGUGGCCGGAUUCUGGCCGUUUGGCAGCUUCUGCGACAUCUGGGUGGCGUUUGACAUCAUGUGCUCCACUGCCUCCAUCCUCAACCUGUGCAUUAUCAGCUUGGACCGCUACUGGGCCAUCGCCAGCCCAUUCCGCUAUGAGCGCAAGAUGACCCAGCGAGUAGCUUUCGUCAUGAUCGGGGUGACCUGGACCUUGUCUGUUCUCAUCUCCUUCAUCCCGGUGCAGCUGAGUUGGCACAAAGCGGACGACAUCCCUCCGGAUCCCGGCUCCUCUCCAAACGCCACCCAGCUGGAGAACUGCGACUCCAGCCUGAACCGCACGUACGCCAUCUCCUCGUCCCUCAUCAGCUUCUACAUCCCCGUGGCCAUCAUGAUCGUCACCUACACCCGCAUCUACCUCAUCGCUCAGAAGCAGAUCCGACGCAUCUCCUCGCUGGAGCGGGCGGUGGAGCACGCCCAGAACUGCCAAGGCAGCGACUGCCCCCACGAUGCCAGCCUCAAGAGCUCCUUCAAGAAGGAGACCAAGGUCCUCAAGACCCUCUCCAUCAUCAUGGGCGUCUUUGUCUGCUGCUGGCUGCCCUUCUUCAUCCUCAACUGCAUGGUCCCCUUCUGUGACCCAGCCACCCACGGCCCUGGCCAGCCGCCCUGCGUGAGCGAGACCACCUUCAGCAUCUUCGUGUGGUUCGGCUGGGCCAACUCCACCCUGAACCCCAUCAUCUACGCCUUCAACGCGGACUUCCGCAGGGCCUUCAGCACCAUCCUGGGGUGCGGCCGCCUCUGCUCCAGCAACGCGGUGGAGACGGUCAACUUCAGCAACGAGCUGGUGUCCUACCACCACGACACCACCAACCCCCAGGACGUCAUGACCCUCAGCUGCCCCCACUUGCUGCCCAACAUGGUCAAGCAGUCCCCCAGGGAGAAGGAGCUCUCCUUCGACAAGGUCUCCCAGAUCUCGCCGGCCUCCGUGUGCGGGUGCGAGAGCCCCAGCUGCCCCUCCGCUGUGGUGCACGCUGAGUGCGAGACGGGCAUCUCUCUGGAUAAAAUCACCCCCUUCACACCCGACGGGCUGGCUUGAGGUGGGGCUGCAGGAGCUAGGACACUGAGGACAGAGGCACUGCAGCUGUGAUUCAGAGCACUGGAAAACUGCGGAUAGAUUUCCUGAAACUGUGGAAGGAAAGCGUUACUAAGAAAGCUGUGGGGGGCAAAACUGGACAGAUUCAUAAUAUGGUCAGUAAUGUGGACAGAUUUGUACAUAGGGGCUAACUACCGAUGCAUUCACUGGAACACGCUUACCAGGGUCUCUGCAACAUUGGAAUACAGUGUCUGGAGUUCUGUGGAAUAUCAGGGUCACGUUGCUGCUGGAAUAUUAAGGACACGAUGAUACCAGUGUUCGUACAGGCUGUUGUUUUAAUAAUGCCGCGAUAUUGAAUGCGUUGGAAUGCGUCCGGCUAGGCACUGGAAUUUGGGGUUUGUGGAUCGUUCGGGUCAUAUGCAAAAGAAGAGAAAUGGAAUGUCUUGCAAUACAUCGGAACACCUGCGCUGUGGUCUCCCUCUGCCUCUGACACCGCAUCCAUCGGAACAGAGGGACAAUGUUAUGAAAUGACUUGCAAUCUCAAGGUCACAUCACUACUGGGAAUCCCAGCGUAGGAAUACAGCGCCUGUCUGGAUACUUUCACGCGAAACCGAUCUCGCUUUUUAGAUUGACAAAACGUAGCAGUGAUUUAGUUUGUAAAUAAUUGCAAAC
Messenger RNA from Acipenser ruthenus (sterlet), 2783 nucleotides. Its product is annotated as D(1) dopamine receptor-like. NCBI's taxonomy places the organism in Eukaryota, Metazoa, Chordata, Actinopteri, Acipenseriformes, Acipenseridae. Gene Ontology annotation, cellular component: membrane. Gene Ontology annotation, biological process: adenylate cyclase-activating adrenergic receptor signaling pathway. The record is from RefSeq and is a predicted model, not a curated record. The transcript has 2 exons. Gene Ontology annotation, molecular function: G protein-coupled receptor activity. Bases 696 to 2114 code for a protein of 472 amino acids.